UUUCAUUCUCCUCCAAAUAAGAACAGAUAUUUACAAAAAGGUAAACAACAAUGGCUUCUCAACCGAAAGUCACCCUCAUCAAACUAAGCCCGCAAGAGCUCUCUAACCAACAAGUCGGCUCACAUAAUCUACAACAUGCCGUUGAAGCACUACACCGCGAUGGCAUGGUCGUUCUCGAAAAUGCCGUCGACCCCGCCCACCUGGAUAAGCUAAAUGGGCGGAUGGUUCCCGAAGCAAAGCAACUAUACGCAAAAGCAGGCACACAUCGCAAUUUUGGCGCCAAGACUGGAAACAUCCAACAGGAACCAAUUGUCAAUGAUAAAGAAUACAUAUUUCAAGAUGUGCUCGCGAAUCCAUUUGCGGUCCAGGUUGUCGAAUGCAUGUUUGGGCCGCGGCCGUCGCUAAGAUUUUAUAGUGCCAAUACGGCUUUCAAAGCCGACACUAGACAGCCAGUCCAUAUUGACGUGGAUUUUGAUUUCCCGCAGAUUCCGUGGGGGUAUGCAAUCAACAUAAACCUGGUUUCAACGACGCCGGAAAACGGCGCGACGGAGGUCUGGCUGGGGAGCCAUACGGGGACGACCCGGGAUGUGUUGGAUAUGCAUACGGAACACAAACAGAUUAAGGAGGAUUUGCUUGAAGAGAGGCGGAAGUUGUCGCCUGGAAUUCAGCCGUCGUUGCCGAAGGGCAGUUUGAUUAUUCGGGAUAUGAGAUUGUGGCAUGCGGGGAUGCCGAAUCGCACGGACGAUCCGAGGAUUAUGCUUGUGUCUAUUCUGUUUCCGCAGUGGUAUCGGAGCAAUCAGAAUAUUGUCUUGCCGAAGAGUCUGCAAGAAUAUAUUAAUUGGGGUGAUGUCGAUGUUUGUGUUGAUUGGGUGGGAGAUGAUUAUGAUUAUUUGAAAGGCGCGCAUGAUCAUGAUUUUGCUCUGCAACCUUGAUUUUUAGCUCCAGGGAUCAGUCAAUUUAUGUAUAUAGUGUUGCGGUUAAGUAAUUUGACGUUGAAAAUAGUCAUGGCC
This is a messenger RNA of Talaromyces proteolyticus, 1010 nucleotides long. RefSeq lists its product as uncharacterized. Lineage: Eukaryota; Fungi; Ascomycota; Eurotiomycetes; Eurotiales; Trichocomaceae. The record is from RefSeq and is a predicted model, not a curated record. Bases 51 to 932 code for a protein of 293 amino acids. The transcript has a single exon.